AGGACCCACACAGUAGAGAAGCCAUACAAAUGUGUGGAAUGUGGAAAGAAGUUCACUUUUCAUUAUUCUCUUAUGAUACAUCAAAGGAGUCACACAGGAGAAAGACCUUAUAAAUGCAUGGAGUGUGGAAAGAGCUUUAGUUGCAGCAGACAUCUUCAUUACCACAAAAAGAUCCACUCAGGAGAGAAGCCACAUAAAUGUGUAGAAUGUGGAAAGGGCUUUAGGUGGAAUUGUGCUCUUGCUGCCCAUAAAAGGACCCACACAGGGGAAAGACCAUAUCAAUGCAUAGAGUGUGGAAAGACCUUUACUUGUGGCAGUAAUCUUUAUUACCACAAGAGGGUUCACACGAAAGAGAAACCAUAUCAAUGUGAGGAAUGUGGAAAGAUCUUUACUCAUAGCAGUAGUCUUCAUAGCCACAAGAGGAUCCACACAGGAGAGAAGCCGUAUCAGUGCAUGGAGUGUGGACAGAGUUUUACUUAUAGCAGUAGUCUUAAUCUCCACAAAAGGAUCCACACAGGAGAGAAAUCAUGUCAGUGCAUAGAGUGUGGAAAGACCUUUUAUAAUAAUGACUCUCUUACAAGACAUCCAAGGAGUCACAAAUUAGAAAAUCCUUAUAAAUGCAUGGAAUGUGGAAACAGCUUCACUUGUAGCAGUAAUCUUAAUACCCACAAGAGGAUCCACACAGGAGAGAAGCCAUAUCAAUGCAUGGAGUGUGGACAGAGCUUUAGUAGGAAAUACGCUCUUACCACACAUAAAAGGAUCCACCCAGGGAAAAAACCAUAUCAAUAAAGGGAAGUGUGAGAAGUGGUUUCACAGAAAUCCGUGUUGUCCUAUGUGUAUGACUGCGAUUGAGCCCAAAAUUUCUGUUGCUAAGUAAGA
Molecule: messenger RNA, 879 nt
Organism: Pseudonaja textilis
Lineage: Eukaryota; Metazoa; Chordata; Lepidosauria; Squamata; Elapidae
Source: RefSeq, a predicted model, not a curated record